Molecule: messenger RNA, 1325 nt
Organism: Tachyglossus aculeatus (Australian echidna)
Lineage: Eukaryota; Metazoa; Chordata; Mammalia; Monotremata; Tachyglossidae
Product: G-protein coupled receptor 12-like
Exons: 2
Coding region: 119-1180 (353 amino acids)
Biological process (GO): G protein-coupled receptor signaling pathway
Cellular component (GO): membrane
Molecular function (GO): G protein-coupled receptor activity
Source: RefSeq, a predicted model, not a curated record
GCGCACCGGGCGGCCCCGCAGCCCCCGGGCCGGGGCCCCAGCCGGGGAUACUGGGCUCCCCAGCUGCCCGCACCCCAAACCACUGGCACCCCAAGGAGGCUGCGCCCGAGGCCGAGCCAUGCCGCCCAGCCCGGCCGUAGCGGGCGCCCUGGAUCGUCCUCCUCUUCGUCCUCCUCAGCCUCCGCCUCCCCCGCCGCCGCCCCCGCUCCUGCUGCUGCUCCUCAACGCCUCGUCGCCCCCUCCGUCCCGCCCGUCGCCCCCCGCGCCGUCGGCCCGUGGCCCGUGGGCGUCGGUGAGCCCCUGGGCCGUGGCCCUGUGCGCCACGGGCACGGUGGUGGCCAGCGAGAACGCCGUGGCGCUGGCCGCGCUGUGCGCCUCCCCGGGCCCCUGCGGGCCCACCUGCCUGCUGCUGGGCAGCCUGGCCCUGGCGGACCUGCUGGCCGGGCUGGGCCUGCUGGCCGGCUUCGCCGCUCGCCACGUGGCGCGGCCCCCGAGCGAGGCGGCCGAGCUGGGCGCGGCGGGCCUGCUGCUGGCCGCCUUCUCGGCCUCGGCCUGCAGCCUGCUGGCCAUCACGGCGGACCGCUACCGCUCCCUGGCCAGCGCGCUCACCUACCCGGCCGAGCGCACCCGGCCGGCCACCUGCGCCCUGCUCGCCCUGCUCUGGGCCCUCUGCGCCGCCGGCGGGCUGCUGCCGGCCCUGGGCUGGCACUGCCUGCGCGCCCCGGCCGCCUGCAGCGUCCUGCGCCCGCUCACCCGGGACCACGCGGCCCUGCUGGCCGUGGCCUUCCUGCUGCUGCUGGGCCUCAUGCUGCAGCUGGACCUGCACAUCUGCCGCAUCGCUCGGCGACACGCUCAGCAGAUCGCCGGCCAGCGCCAGCACGCGCCCGGGGCCGCCCCGGCCCGCCGCGGGGUGUCCACGCUGUCCCUCGUCCUGGGCGUCUUCGCCGCGUGCUGGACGCCCUUCGCCGUCUACGCCCUGGUGGCCGACGCCUCCUCGCCGCCCGUCUACACCUACUGCCUGGCCCUGCCCGCCGCCUGCCACUCCGCCAUCAACCCGCUGGUCUACGCCUUCCGCGACCCGGACGUCCAGAAGUCGCUGGGCCUGGCCCUCGGGGGCUGCGGUCCCUGCUGCCCGCCCAGCAGCCUCUCCCCUCCGCCCCGGACCUCCAGCGACGUGUAGAGCAGGGGCCCGGGGGGCGAGAUCCGGUCACCCCCGGGGCCGGCCGGACCCGGAGGGCCUGUCCGCUCUCCCCUAGGACCCGGGGAGGGUGGGGGAGAGCAAGGAAGCCGAGGGAGGGGAGGGGGUCCCGAAACCCUCGGCUUGA